AUGAGGAUUUGUUAUUGUACAACAUGGUUCCAAGAGGACAUGGCCAAUCGGCGACUUGUGGCCAGCCUAUCGAUGGGAUCUCGAGGGGGGAGGAAUUAUGACAAGACCGACAAAGUAAACAAGGUGAAGGAGCUGACCGUGUACUCGUGGACGCUGGAGGAGAGCGAGGAUGUCAGCAGCGGGAGGCUUGCGAACGACGAUGAAGCAGGAGCUAACUUGGUGGAGUCAAAGUAUCAGAUGGCUGGAGGCUCUUGCCGUUACAUGUUCGACUUUACGACUAGCGAAGUAGUAAAAGGCCUCAGUGUUGCGAUUGGAAGCGUACAGGACUACGAUGCCAUAUUGAAUUUCGAGGUGGCUGGGUGA
This is a messenger RNA of Guillardia theta CCMP2712, 363 nucleotides long. RefSeq lists its product as hypothetical. Lineage: Eukaryota; Cryptophyceae; Pyrenomonadales; Geminigeraceae. The transcript is spliced from 2 exons. The coding region runs from base 1 to 363 and encodes 120 amino acids. The record is from RefSeq and is a predicted model, not a curated record.